UGAAUAUUUGGCCCAUACAAGUGCAAACACAGAAGAAAAAGGACUAUAUAUGCUACCAAGGACAUGAAUAUUUGGCCCAUACAAGUGGUAAAAAGGCCGUUUACCUAAUUUGUCGCAAAAGAUGAGGUGGUAGAGCCAAAUUAAUGAUUGGUCUCGAUUUAAUUAUCACCAUCCAAUCUUUAGAAUGUCACAACUUGGUAGCAGCCAUAACUCCUAAUGCAAAUCAAGCUAUCCUUACAAUAAUUUUAACAUAGAUUUAAAGAUUUAGCAUAAGCAUUAGCCCCUCCACCUUUCAGUUCAGUUGGCCAAGCCAUUACACAUCAAGCCCAAGUUUCAAUAGCCCCUCAAACUACCUCUGGCUUUGCCAGAGCCUAUCAAACCUUUAUUUCAAAUCUAGGUAAUUCAGGAACUUAUCAAAAUUCAAAUGUUGGCAUUGAAAGUAAUACGGAUCUGCCUUUAGAAGUGGCCCAUGUAUUAAUGGAUUUGCAUCAAAAUAUAAAUGAUCCUCAGUUUAUAAAUUCUCAAAAAGGAAAACGACUUCUAUUUUUUCAAAAUUAUUUAUAUCGGCAUGAUUAUCAAAAAGGUGACCGAGUUCAUUAUCGUUGCAGAAUAGUUGGUUGCAAAGCUUCAUGCAAACUUGAUGGAAUCUAUAUAACCUCUGGUUUGCAUGAACAUCAGAAUGAAAUUGGUGUUUUUGAAAAGCUUAGGACAUAUCAAGUUUUAGAGGAUGUUAUUGCUGAAAAUCCUCUAGAAACUCGGCAUAAUAUUUAUGAAAAAGUUUUAAACAAAAGAUUUUUGGAAACACCAAAUAUAAAUUUAUAUCCAGAGGCUAUGCCCACAUACAUUUCAAUAAAAAGUAAAAUAGAUGGAUUAUUACAAAAAAAUCGGCCCACUUUGCCACAGUCCAUGGAUGAUAUAGUUCUGUUGCCCGAAUAUAUCACCACAAAUAGGGGGGAUAUAUUUUUAAUCAAUAAUGAUAAUAAUAAUAAUAUAUUGGUGUUUGGUACAUCGAGCAUGCUAAAAAUCAUUGAAACAUGUGAUAACGAUACCAUAUAUAUGGAUGGCACAUUUUAUGUUGUGCCAAGACUAUUUUACCCACUAUACACAAUUCAUGUCUUAUAUCGUGAGACUAUGAUACCUAUAAUCUAUGCCCUUCUUUCCGAUAAAACCAGGGCCACCUAUAUAGAAUUAUUUCAAAUAAUUCUAAGAUGCUGUGGUGAAAAUAAUAUUAUGUUUAAUCCUAGAUACGGGCAGACUGAUUAUGAGGCUGCUGCAAUAUCAGCUUUAAGAUUUGUUUUCCCUACAAUGGUCAUUAAAGGCUGUUUCUUUCAUUUUUCCCAAGCAAUAUGGCGAAAAUGUCAGGGAUUAGGGUUAACAAAAGAAUAUAGAGACAAUACCACUGUCCACAAAGUAGUCAGACGUAUGACUACUUUACCCUUUUGCCGGGAGGAAGAUAUUUCAGAAGUUAGGUCAUCAUGUCUUGCCAUGUCGCUUGAAAAUCCUUUGCUAAUACAAUUUAUGCAAUAUAUGGAUUUGACAUGGCUUUCCAUUAACGCUUUAUUUCCCCAUAGCCUAUGGACAAGAUAUCAAGUUAAUGGUCCUAGGGCAAACAACCAUCUAGAGGGCUAUCAUCAUAGCUUGAAGCACAAAACACGCUGCGCGCAUCCUAAUAUUUAUUCUUUAAUAAAUAUUUUAAAAAGUCACCAACACUCGAGUGAGCUCAAAUAUAUACAAAUUAAUAGCGGGUUGAAUAUAAAUAGAAAAAAUCGAAAAUAUAUUGAACUUAAUAUUUUAAUAGAUAAUUUAUAUUCCCUUUACGAACGGGAUAUGGAUGUGUUUAACGCCCCUUUUCAAUUGAUCCCGAUGCCAUAUUCCCUCUAUCCCGUCGGUGUUUUACUCGAUUUAAUUUGUGUCCAAUAUUUUGCACUAUCAUCCCGAUUUACCAUCUCCUUGUACCACCAUAUAUUCUGGCCCAUAAGCUCUGUCCCACUACAAACUCAAGCAUCUCCCUUAUGUCCUCUUUCACCUCUUGAAUCGGUUUCCGCUUUAAUAAAUCCUAUAAUUACCUGCUCAUUCAUGCAUGCUUUGACACGUGUUAAUUCGCGAUCUUUUAAUGUGGCACUCAUAAGUUGUUCCCACGUUACCGGUCCUCCUUUAAAUAUUCCUACCAUAGCCUUAAUCAAUCCGUACUCAUCCUCCUCUUCCAAACCAUUUGACUCACUAUCUUCGGCAUUCCAUCCCUCUCCACAUAAGAAUAUCCGUCCAAAAAUUACAGCCAACGCUUCUUGGUCUAUAACCGAAUAUUUAGUUUCCUCCGCCCUAAAAAUUCUUGAGAAAAACAAAACAGGUCUUUCCAUGCCGUCUACACAUUGUAACAACGCUCCUCCUACACCUUUAUUGGACACAUCUACGACUAACACCACUCUUAAAUCAUUAUUAAAACACAUUAGAAUUGGUUCUCUCCCAAUUCUAGAUUCCAAACCGUCAAAAGCCUCCUCCUGUUCAUUCUUCCAUUCAAAUUUUUCUCCUUUCUUUAACAAUUUAUACAACGGUGGAUGGAAUUAA
Gordionus sp. m RMFG-2023 is the source of this 2565-nucleotide messenger RNA. RefSeq lists its product as uncharacterized. NCBI's taxonomy places the organism in Eukaryota, Metazoa, Nematomorpha, Gordioida, Chordodea, Parachordodidae. The coding region runs from base 478 to 2565 and encodes 695 amino acids. The transcript is spliced from 10 exons. The record is from RefSeq and is a predicted model, not a curated record.